AGAACUCGGUGGGAAAAAUAAUUUCGCGGCCGGCCCAGCGAUUAAAAUUAACGGUGCAUAGAUAUAUAUCGAUGCUUGAUAUGUUUCAGUUGAGAUUAUACCGGUAGGAUUGGUGGAGCAGCUUGUUGCAUCAUCUUCUGUUAAUUUGCACGAUUAUCAAAGUCGAAGCUGAGAUAAUCUUUAAUUGCGGAUCACACGUGACAGAAGACUUGAAUCGAGACUGUUCGAUAGGAAAAAUUCGCAUUUCGAUUGUUUGCAUAAUUUCCACCGCAGUAUUAAGGAUCGGACGGAGUAUCUUGGCCGAGAUUUGGAGAUCAAGAUCUACUUUAUAGUUGAAGCUUUCUAAAUCAAAUUGAAGGAUCCAUUGUCAACCCCUCUAUACGAUGGCUGAAUCUCCAAGUAAACGAGCAAGGAAUGGAGGCAAUAAGGUUGUGUUAGCUUACAGCGGUGGAUUAGAUACGUCUUGCAUCCUCGUCUGGCUCAUUGAACAGGGAUAUGAUGUUGUGGCUUAUACAGCUGAUGUUGGGCAGGGAGAUGAUUAUGAAGCCAUCCGAGAAAAAGCAUUGAAAUGUGGAGCUAUUGAUUAUGUGGUGAAAGAUCUGAAGCGAGACUUUGUGGUUGAGAACAUCUGGCCUGCCGUCCAAGCCAACGCCAAGUAUGAAGAUCGUUACCUGUUGGGUACUGCUCUUGCUAGACCCUGUAUCUCUAAAGGUAUCAUCCAGGUCGUGAAGGAACACAAUGCGCAGUAUGUGUCACACGGUGCUACAGGGAAGGGAAAUGACCAAAUUCGUUUUGAGCUUAGUUGCUAUGCCUUACAUCCAUCCAUUAAGAUCAUAGCCCCAUGGAAGAUGCCUGAAUUCUAUGAACGUUUCCAGGGGCGUAACGACCUCUUUGAGUUUGCCAGUGCCAACAACAUUCCUCUCCCAGUGACGAAGAGCGCCCCCUGGAGUAUGGAUGGAAACCUAAUGCACAUCAGCUAUGAGGCAGGCGUACUUGAAGACCCAAAGUGUGAAGCUCCUGUAGAUAUCUACCAGAUGACCUCUGACCCAGACAAAUCUAGCAAACCCGACAAACUGGAAAUUGAAUUCAAGAAAGGUAUUCCUGUCCGGGUGAAACAUCUAGGUGACAACACAGAGAAGACAGAUCCUUUAGAACUCUACUUAUACCUCAAUGUGAUCGGUGGAAGACAAGGAGUUGGAAGGAUUGACAUCGUUGAGAAUAGAUAUAUUGGGAUGAAGUCAAGAGGUGUUUAUGAGUGUCCAGCCGGAGAGAUUCUAAUUACAGCUCACAUGGAUAUUGAAAACUUUACUAUGGAUAAGGCUGUCCGUCGUAUCAAGCAGACCUUGUCUCUUCGCUUCUCAGAGCAGUGCUACGAAGGCUUCUGGUACAGCCCAGAAUGUGAAUUCACUCGAGACUGCAUAGCUCGCAGCCAGGAGUGUGUGGAAGGCAAGGUGACAGUGACUGUUUACAAAGGCCAUGUCUACAUCAACGCCAGAGAGUCAGCCCGGAGUCUCUACAAUGAAGAACUUGUCAGUAUGGAUGUAAAAGGAGACUAUGAGCCGGUGGAUGCUCUAGGAUUCAUCAAGGUCAAUGCAGUCAGGCUGAAGGAGUACAGACGACUCCGAGGAGUAACCUUCUCAGGGGAAUCUGCAAAGUAAUGGACAGAAAUAACAAUUCACUAAAACACACACCGUGCAGGAUCCCAUCUAACAGAGAGUUAUGAUUGAUCUGAUAAACCUCUACUAUAUGGAAAUCAAUCAGUGGCAUAAAUAUUUGAUCAGGAAAUGUGCACAAUGUCAUUUGUAAACAAAGAAAAGCACACUGAAUAUUCAAGAAAACCAUGAAUGUACGAUUGUACGCCAUAUCUAGAAAAUAUUUUUAACAAACAUUAUUUUAGAUGUUGACGUUGGUGGCUUUCCAUAGUUGUGGUUAAUUUGAUCAAUAGCAACUCUUUGUAAGAAAAGACCCUGAUACGGACUGGCUUUUUUAGAUGCAAAACAAGAGGUUUAAAUGGUUAAGGGAUGAAUGUUUAAAUGCAUAAAAGAGGGGUGUAUAAAAUGGGGGGUUCACUUUUUUUUGGUGGGGGUGGGGAGAUCAUCAGUAGAUGUUCCCUUUCAGUACUUCAUUAUUGUUUUGUUUUCUGUCAAUUCCUUUCUUGUAUUUGCUUAUUUGAAAGAAUAAGAUAUUUUUAAGAAACAUUUCUCUCUCUUGUUUUUACUCAUUAUCUUGCAAUCAUGUAUUAGAAUGAUGCAAUAUUAUAUAAUGCAGUUAAGUUAUAUGUUACUAUAACUUCCAGGAACUUUGCCUGAAAUUUAUUCAGUUUUAAUACUCUUUGCUAACAAUGUGAUAAUUCCAUUGCAGUAUUGCUUUUAUAUUGGUAUUAUAAUGUUUACUAAAGACUCCUGAAGUAUAGAAAAAUAAGGAAAUCAAAACCCACAGACCAAUUUUACUUUUCUCGAGUGAAUGUAUAUUUUUUUCUCCUCCAUAACUUCAUAGAAAUACAUACUUGUAUGUAAACUGAAAUAUUAUUUUGAAGGUCUUAAAACGAGUAAAUUACAUUUCCUUUGAGACAUGUUUUUUGUAUGGCACAAUUGUAUACUUUUUAGAAAUAAUAUGUGUUUCUUGCCACAGACCAAAGCACAAUUAUGCUCAGUAUUCAUAAGACAUUCAUGUGACACAUGUAUUAUGAUCAUUUACCAUUAAAGAUGUUUUGAAAAAUAUAUGAUGUAUUUGAUAGUGUACUCACAAUUGAUCAAAAUAUAUGAUGAUAUUUGGGGUUGCCUCAGGAGGAACCUGCAUUUUUUUUCGAUGGGCUCUAGUAUUUUCUCUUAUAUUCUUUAUCCUAUAGACUUGGAGUCAUUACAAUGCAUGUUUUAUUCGUAAGUCGUGAUAAAGUGUGCUUAAGCCAUUACCAUUUCAACAUUUCUGACAGAAAUGGUUAAUUCACAUUCCACCUUGCAUCCAGUAUCUAAAUCAAUCCUGUGAAAAUGUAUUUAUUGCAUGUUAUGUAUUAAGUGUAUUUCUUAACCUAUCCCAUAGCUACCACUACUCGCCCUCUUUCAAAUGCAAUAUGAGAUUGAGACGCUUAUUUCCCCUACCACUCUUCAGUUAUUUAUAAGAUUGUGUGUAACCUUACAAACUGCUUUAUGAGAAUGAGACUACCCUGUGAAAUAUUCUCAUUACAAUGCAAUAUAAUGUCAUGAACUCUGACACUAAACAUUUUUCUCAUUUAGGGACCCCAGUUUUCUGUUUUUCUAGAAUGCAAACUGUGUUCCAUGGUGUUCAACAUUACUUUCCAUGCUCUACAUUAGAUAAAGCAUGUGAUGAAAUCUGAGAAAUGCAAAGUUUUCUGUGCAGAUAAAGCUUUGCAAAAAUAAACCAAUCUGUACUAAAUGCUGUGAACAUGUUUUAUUGGCAAAUCUGUCACUCAUGCACAGUUUUGAUUCAUUUAAUUUUCCUUUGUUUUUCUUUGUUUUGUGAUUCUCAAAAUUUUGGGCCUGAAAAAAUGUGUUUUCUUUGAAAUUCUGUGAAUUCUGUAUUCUUCCUGUAUUCUCUGUAUUUUUUUCUCUUAUCUACAGAAAACUGGGGACUUUAUUCUAUUUAUUAUUUAUUUAUUUAUUCAUGUUGAUGUGGAUGACAGCAUUAUAGAGCAAAAACUCAUCAUUUUGAACUGGAUUAGGAAACCAUAAAUGGCAGAUGUAUUGUAUUUUAUGAUGUAAAACUUGCAGUGUGAUGUUUGAAGCAGCUUUUCCAUUGUAAAGAUUUAUUUGGUGGAGAUAGAUUACUUGACAUUGACUUUUAUUCAUGAAUACUAAGUGGAAACAUUGUUUAUUGGUAUCUGGUAUUGAUAUAGUAAUAGAAAUUUUGCUUCAUCAAAUGUGUACUAGCGCAUAGAAAUUUUAAGAGAAAGUAUUUUGAUGUCAUUGAACUUGAAAGAUAAGAAGUGAUAUUUUCAAUUGAUCAUGCAUGAUCAUUUUCAAAGAUUUGUAAUUAAGUUUGUUUGAAGUGGCAA
This is a messenger RNA of Lytechinus pictus (painted urchin), 4012 nucleotides long. RefSeq names its product argininosuccinate synthase-like. NCBI's taxonomy places the organism in Eukaryota, Metazoa, Echinodermata, Echinoidea, Temnopleuroida, Toxopneustidae. The coding region runs from base 384 to 1658 and encodes 424 amino acids. Gene Ontology annotation, biological process: L-arginine biosynthetic process; urea cycle. Gene Ontology annotation, cellular component: cytoplasm. The record is from RefSeq and is a predicted model, not a curated record. The transcript has 15 exons. Gene Ontology annotation, molecular function: ATP binding; argininosuccinate synthase activity.